AUGAGUUUGGAGGCCACUUGUCUCUGCCGUCUGUCACGUAUGCACAUGCAGCGACGUCCAUCAGCCUCAGCAUCCUUACUUCUCUCCCCGGCGGGUACGGGAGCGCAGAGAAAGCUCUUCAUCAUGAGGUCCUUCGUCCUACUGCUCUUCACCCUGUUGUUGGUGUCCCAUGGAUCCUCGGCCAUCAUCACAGGGGCCUGUGAGAAGGACUCUCAGUGUGGAGGAGGGAUGUGUUGUGCUGUGAGUUUAUGGAUCAGCAGCCUGCGUAUGUGCACGCCCAUGGGACAGGAGGGAGAUGACUGUCACCCCAUGAGCCACAAGGUUCCUUUCUUUGGCAAAAGACUCCACCACACUUGCCCCUGUCUGCCCAACCUGUCCUGUAUCACCUUAACGGAGGGCAGGUCCAAAUGUCUCUCACCGUACCAGUAUCCAGACUACUACCUCUGA
Hippoglossus stenolepis (Pacific halibut) is the source of this 447-nucleotide messenger RNA. It is a transcript of the gene prok2, whose product is annotated as prokineticin 2. Lineage: Eukaryota; Metazoa; Chordata; Actinopteri; Pleuronectiformes; Pleuronectidae. The record is from RefSeq and is a predicted model, not a curated record. The coding region runs from base 1 to 447 and encodes 148 amino acids. The transcript is spliced from 3 exons.